Molecule: messenger RNA, 2004 nt
Organism: Cercopithifilaria johnstoni
Lineage: Eukaryota; Metazoa; Nematoda; Chromadorea; Rhabditida; Onchocercidae
Source: the annotation of a GenBank genome assembly
AUGAACGGACACACAGAGCACAGAAGUGGCAAAUGGGAUCAACAAGAGUUGUAUCGUUCAAUAAUGCAGGCGUUGGAGGGAAGAUGCUCUACAAGGUCUAAUCUUGCCAAAGAAUUCGAAAUGCAGAUACGUGAAUUCACCGCUACUUUGGAAUGUCACUUGGUUGAUCUCCUCCGGAAACGUCUUGAGGAGCUGAAUGAACCAGAUCGUUUGCUUAUUUCGAGACUUAACAGAGCUUUGUGCGAAUUGGGAGACAGUAAUUCGUCAGUACUUAGUCGACCCCUUUAUCAUAUGCUCUCGCCCACCAGGCCAGCUCAUCGAGUUUGGACGAUGUGUACCAAAGACCCCGAACGUCUGAAGAAUUUGGUUUCUGAAGUUUGCCAUAUGGCUAAUAUCACAUGCGAUAAUGGAGACGAACAAAAUUCGUGUCAAGUAAAAUUUAGCGCUGCAUUACCAUCAGCAUGGAGUGCUGCUGACUGUGCCAAAUACUUGAUUGAGAAACAAGAAGUAGCUGAAGAUAUUUUGUCUGAACGGCAGGCGCGACAUUUCGGUAGUUAUCGUAGUAUGAAAAAUGGUUUUUCGUUGAUGAAAUCAGCAUCUUUAACACUGGAACGGGCAACAUCUUCUCUUCCAACGCUUGUUUCUCCGGAUACUCAUACAAACCGCUCGAAAAAUGAUUCAUCGGUUGAUUCAAGACCGUUUAUUAAAUCGGAUCAUGACAAAAUAUCAGAUAAACAGUUGUCCACUGAAGAUAACAAGACACAGAUACCGCUUGAACCUAGUGUUUUUGUUCGUGGAAUGAGGCAGCAGUCAUUCCGGGAAUCCUCGCUCACCGAUGAAUCAGAUUCAGCUUGCGCUUUGAAAGAAGAAGCUUUCAAUUCGACAAGUCCUUCGGCGACGUCUUCCAUCCCCGUAUGCCAGACGGAUAGCUCAUAUGAUAGUCAUGAUUUGGAAGCUCCACUGUUUGUGCAGACGGUAUCCAGUUGUAACCUAUCAACGUCGACCACCGUUACAAUGGGGAAUCUUUCAACGGAGCCAAAUUUCAUACGUUUCGGUGAACGAUUGUUUUCGCGACCGAUUGAUAUCAUUUGUUUACCCAAUAUUUUUACCAAAAAGCAGUUGCUCGCUGUUUCCGAUAGUUGUGGAGGUGUAUAUAUAGUGACAUGUAAAGGAGAAGUAUUGCAACACUUGCCAACACGGGACAGUUCGGCAUCAUCAUUGACUAUUGACCCGACAAGUUGGCGUCUUCUAGUUAGCGUGAUGCAUAGCAAAGGACGAAGCAUACAUGCGUAUGACAUUACAAAUCAUUUCAAAAAAGUAGAGGUAAUUCCUUGUCCCAAAGAACCAAAGAUUGAGUUGAGUAGAACGCGAUGGAUAACAGUGAGCCCGCGCGGUGAAUUAUUUGCAGUUUCGGGAGACAACCAUCGUUCAGCACUAUGGAUGUAUAAUCAAUCCAGGAAGGGAUGGAAGAUUUUGAAGGAAUCGAGGAAAACUCGGUACCAAUAUCUUCGAGUGGCCGAAGAUCAAGCCGAAUACAAAGCUGUUGUGCUAUUAACAUGUGACGCGGCGCAAAACCGUAUAUUACUCUUCGUAGCAGAUCACACAGGCACUCUAAUUAACGAAUAUGACUUAACAAAGACGUACAAACUCUAUGAAUACAUAAAAAAUCCGGCCAGUGCUAUUGUCGAUUCAUUUGGGAAUUUGUUGGUACUUGACUAUGCUACUAGUCGUUUAUGGGCAUUAUUGGGCAGCACGAAAGGGAUGCGUCACAUAAAAGAAAUUGUUAUUCCUAACCCGCUGGGCCCCCAAGAAGCCCUUGGAAUUGCUGCACAUGGUGAUUGGAUUUAUAUGACCUGUUUUGCUCGUCGAGAAGUUAUCUGUGUAAGGUAUUUGGUAAAUGGUGUAUUAGCACUGUCAUGUUGCACAACCACCUCGGAAACACCGAAGUCAGACAGAAGAGCUAUUUCUCUGCCAAGACCAACGAGGAAACCGGAUCAGGUUUAA